Messenger RNA from Ctenocephalides felis (cat flea), 2909 nucleotides. RefSeq names its product flocculation protein FLO11 (gene simj). Bases 559 to 2760 code for a protein of 733 amino acids. Lineage: Eukaryota; Metazoa; Arthropoda; Insecta; Siphonaptera; Pulicidae. The record is from RefSeq and is a predicted model, not a curated record. Gene Ontology annotation, biological process: negative regulation of transcription by RNA polymerase II. Gene Ontology annotation, cellular component: NuRD complex. The transcript is spliced from 12 exons.
AUGUAAUGAAAUGUCCCGGCCACGCCAUAUUGAAAUCAGAGCAUUUGAGUUAAUUUUUGCCUAAACUGUGUAAAUUUUACGAAAACUAUUCUUAUCAAAUUUACUAAAUUCCAAAAACCCGUUAAAGUGAUUCAAUAUCAUAAAUAAAUGGCCAGUACACGAUAGUAGUAAAUGUUGAUGCAAAAAAUGCUUUAACGAGUGAUGUAUUCUAAUAAACAAUUGUUUUUAUUAAUUGUGAAUUGAUAGUGCGGUGUGUUUGCAUAAAUUGAUCUCAGAUCGUGAAGAAUUAUAUUACUUUGAUCUCGCAUUGCGAAUGCUCUUCGCGAAUUGAUACUAUGCUUGUAAUAUUGGUGCAAAUAAAACCUAAUUUGCCACAAAAUCACUUGAAUGGAUAUGUAAAUAUGUAAAUAUGUUAUAAUUGAUGAGAUACCAAUCCCCUGUGAAAACUUUAAAGUGUUAUGUUAACUAAACUCAUCAAAUAUUGCAAUAUGCUCGAAAUUAAUUUGUAAUGACAUUUGUUUAUAUAGUUCAAUUAGUGAUAGAUUUUACAGAAUUAACAUGGAAAAAAUGGAUCUAGACGAUAACGUAGUAGAUUUAAGUAUAAGUAAUAGACGUGAUCCAUCGCUAACAAUAACCCCAGCAACUGUAAGGGAUUUACGAGCUCUGACAACUUCAGGGCUUACCAUAACUCCUGCGCCAGCCUCUGUAUAUAGAACAGAUGCUACAGCAAAUUCAACUUCUAAUGCUACUAACAAUAAUACCCUCAGUGUAACAGCAACUGCUGCUGCCACUACAACCGAAAAUCCUAGAAAUAGUUUAAACAAUCGAAGAGUAUUGAGACCGAGAACUGAGCCUAGAAGUUAUGCCGAAACUCCUGACAUUGUGCUGUUACCAGCAAAAGUUAAUGGAAAUAGUAGAGGAAUGUCUAAUGGAAACUAUGAUUCAGAUUCUGAUGACUGUGAUGUGCCACCUUUGUAUCCCAUCAAGGAAUUGACACCGGCUGAAAUUCAGGAACGAGAUCAAUGUAUUAGAAAAUUGAAGGAAGAAUUAAGAGGAGAAGAAACUAAAUUAGUAUUGUUAAAAAAAUUGAAACAGUCUCAACAAUUAAAAGAUGGAUUAACGGUUCUACCAGCAAAUACAACUCUGACUCCUGCACAGCCAGGUAGUGGAGGUGCUACACCUUUAUUGUCAAAUAAAUCUAGUUUGACUGUUACACCAGCAAUCGGUAAUAAUUUACCAGGCUUAACACAACAGCCUCAGCCUGCACAUUUAAGAAGCAGUAAGCCUGCUACUGUACUGAGAGGGCAACCAUUACCUGGACGUGCCAACACCACUGUGUUACCAUCACCUCGUAGUUCUCUUCCUGGUGGAGCGACUCUGACACCUGGACCAGCCCAUCGUUCUAAUUCUGGUCAAUCACAAUUAGGCAGACCUGCAAAUAUCACUAUUACACCCAGUGUUACUAUUACACCAACCAGUGGACCACCUGUUCAACAAUCUAAUAAGAUUAAUAAGAGUUCCCAUAAUGAAAGAUCUCGAGAUGAUGGUCAAACGCCAGCACAACGUCAAGCUGCUGCUAAACUUGCUCUCAGAAAACAGUUGGAGAAAACUUUGCUUCAGAUUCCACCACCCAAACCACCCCCACCAGAAAUGCAUUUUAUACCAAAUCCAUCAAAUACAGAGUUUGUAUAUUUGCUUGGUUUAGAACAUGUUGUAGACUUCAUCACAAAGGAAAGAAAAAGUCCUCCUGCACCAGAGCCAUUCAAAUGUCAACAAUGCCGAAGUGAUUUUACUCCCGUGUGGAAAUGGGAGAAGCAAGGCAAACAUCGUCCUGCAAAUGCAACUUUCCAAAAUCCUCAAGGCAAGGAUCCUCGUGUCAUAUGUGAGCAGUGUGUUACAUCAAAUGUAAAGAAAGCAUUGAAAGCAGAACAUACCAAUCGCCUAAAAACUGCCUUUGUCAAGGCACUACAACAGGAGCAAGAAAUUGAGCAGAGACUUACAUCAACUUGUAGUAAUAAUAGUAGCAACCUGAGUAAUUCUAAUAAUGUUAGUUCUUCUUCUUCACAUCAGUCUACUAGUGGGAGCCUGGUACAUCAUCAUCAAUCGCACCACAAUAGGUCUAGCCCAUCACCUUCAGCAUUAUCAGUGCUGCCUCCAGGAGUGACUGCCACAGUUAUAGAACCAAGUCAAAACCAGUCCUCUGUAUUGCCACCGCCAAAUUCAACAUCGGCGAAAGGUUCCAACUCAUCAGGUGUACAUCGGCAUGCUCCUACACCUCCUGCUAGACACACACCUCCUCCAUCCACUAGCUCUAGAUCACGUCAUUCAGCAUCAAACUUGGAUGCUGCAAAUUUGGAUAAAGCAUUCCUUAAUCAAAGCCAUCUAGGUGCUUUAAGUAGUUUAGCAAGUUUAGGCGGAUUGGGAAAUCUGGGAAAUUUGGGAAACCUGGCAAAUUUAAAUAAUACUUCAUCUUCUUCACAGCAGGCAACCAUGCAAGCUUUACAUAAUCAAUUGAUCAGAGGUAUGUUUUCAGGUUUAUCUCAAGCAGGUUUGACUGGAAACUCAUCACACAUGUUGCCAUUUUCCCAACUGUUAUAUCCAUAUCAAUUAGCUAUCGCACAGGCUGCUGGGCUUGGUAAAUCUGGUGUGCCAAAUUUAGCAGAUAUGCAGAGAGCGGCAGAAUUGCAAAGGCAAUAUUUACUAGAUAUGAUUCCUCCACAAAGCUCAUCUAAUCAAAGACAAAAUAACUGGAAAACGUAAAAAUGGAGGCAUUUCUAUCACGAGUUCUUUGUGAUAAAUUUGUUCCUGAAGUGUGUGGUUGUCCUCCCAAAUCGACAAUUUGUGAAUAUCAUGUGUUAUAACUAAGGUAUUUAUAAAAAUAAUUAUAGUAGGUAAAAUAAAACAAUUAA